UCAUCCUGUUAACUGCUACGUCUCUUCCUUAUUAUCAUGGCCGCUCACAUGACUACACCAAGAGCUUGGGCUCUCCACCGCGAGUGCAUUAUUUUUCUCUCACUGCUGUUAAUCGGUAUUUCUAUGCAACAGACAGAGGAUUCUACACCAGAGUUUUCUACACCAGCGGUUCCUACACCAGCGGUUUCUACAAACAUCAUAGAUGAUACUUCUGAUUUUAUGAAGAACACCACAUCGUCUUCCAACACAAGUGAUGACUCUGCUACACCCUUCACUGCUCAAGAAAAUCUGAGCACCCCAUUAUCAAACAAAACAAUAAUAAGCAAUGAUACUGUUCAGGUUUCUUCACUUACAACACAAAGGGCUAGAAAUGCAGAGUCAGUUAACAUGACGGCUGUUUCUAAAAUUGUUAAAGCUUUGACACCAAUUGUUUCUGAUCCAACACAAGAUCCAACCUUAGCAGAAGAAAAUUUUCUUCAAAGUGAUAAAAAUACAGUGGCCACUACUGUAUCUUCCUCAUCAGAACUCGGAGAAAAUGAUAGCAAUGAUAUUGAUUAUGACGUUCAAGAUCCUUCUGAUACAGAUGUUAAUUUGAAUGUAGAUGAUACGGCUGAUAAUUUUAAUGAAGAUGAUAUACCAGUUGAUCGACAUCAAGCUGAUGAUGAUGAUGAUGAUACUGAUACUAAUAAUUAUGAGGAUGACGUUAAUGUGAAACUUGGAGCUGGGGUAUAUGUAGAAGAUGGAGACAGUCAUUUCUUUUUACAUUUGGUUAUAAUUGGAUUUCUGAUUGCUAUUGUAUAUGUUGCUUAUCACAACAAAAGAAAGAUUUUCCUUGUGCUGCAGAAAAGAAAAUGGCGUGAUGGUCUUUGUUCUAAAAACACAGGUUACCAUCGAUUGGAUCAGAAUGUAAACGAAGCAAUGCCUUCACUGAAAAUGACCAAUGAUUAUGUUUUUUGAAAGACUCUAAAGACUUUCUUCUAUAUCUUGCCAUUUUUUUUUACAAUAUUUUGCCAUAAGCUCUAUCUUUGAUGAUUUGAGACUGCACUUUUUUUCUCUAAAAUUAUAGUUUGUUUCCUUUUUUUGUAUUGCAACAGGGCAUUUUAUUUUUACUCUUUGAAAUGUGACAAUCCUAUAUCUGUUUUUUUUAAUGCAGUAAAUUAACAAAUAUGUAAUGUUAUUUGAUUGAGCAUCUGUGCUAUAGCAAAGGAAAAUAUUUUGAUUUCUUCUUUUUCUGUGUGCCUUUGGUAGAGAAUACGUAAAUAAGGAUUUGCAAGUAUUCCAAUGUUUAACUAGGGUAAUGUAUAUUUCAUAUUCAUAUCAAUCUAAUGAAAAAAAUAAAAUAUAUAUAAUUAUUUUAAAAACAAUAUCGAUGCAAAGAUCGAAUCAAAGAUUUUGAAGCUUAUAUACAUUUUCUUCCCCUUUUUAAUAGAGAUAUCAGGGACAUUAUAUUGUAUUUUAGUAGGUUAAGACUUGAAAAAUUGAAGAUUACACACACACAAUAUAUAUAUAUAUAUAUAUAUAUAUAUAUAUAUAUAUAUAUAUAAUGUGUGUACAUAUUUUUAUUUUGAUACUGAUAAUACUAUGUGCAAAUUUGGAACUAGAUGUACAUUUUAACAGCUUUAGACAUAGGGCUUUUUUCUAUCACUUUCCAUAGCUCAAGAAAAUCCACUCGGUUUACCAUUUAAAGAUGAAGAGUAAAUUAUUUCUAGAAGUUGGAAGAUAGCUAUUUAGUUGUUUGAACAGCUUGCCUAUUGCAAGACUGCAUAAAUAUAUAGUAAUUACAAGGUGUUUUGUCCCUUUAAGACUAUUCCCCAAAGUAGAAAGAUGUGCUGUUUAACGGUACAUAGAACCCCACAUGUUUCUUUGAUUCAGUAAGAGCAUACCAUUUUAAACAACUUUCUAAUUUACUUCAAUUAUCAAUUAUUUAUUCUCUUGGUAUCUUUUGAUGAAAAGCGUAAUUUUAAGAGCCUGUCCAUUUUUGGAGAACUAUUCAGCAGGAGUUUGGCAAGAAUGUUAUCCUUUGCAAGAGAACUAGAUGGCAAUACAAUUUCCUGCCUUGUAGUGCUCUACACACCUACAUAGGUAUCAACAAAGAAUACCAUGUGAACAAAGCAAAUUUGAUAAUAGAAGAAAUUUGGAAGCUUUUUAAUAAUGUUAUGUUCUGUCUGAAUCACAAAAUAUUUUUUUUGGGUUUCAUAGCCCUAAGUGUAAACCUAGACUAUAAGCUACAAUCUAUUGUGUUGAGCUGCUACAUGAGCUAUUUCACAUAACUUGAUUCCUUCAACUUAUUGGCUGGUAGUAUUGCUCUUUGCUGCAAAGGUUUAUUAUGUUGUUUACCAGGAAACCUUGUGUAAUUAGGGAUUCCACAAAAGGUUUACUUUAGUGUUGCUACUUGUGAAAAGAGGACAGCUUUUGCAAUAUAUACAGUAUUCAAGGACCAUUAUAUGCAACUGGUGCAUAAUAGACAACGCAAAAACUCUUUGAAUUUCAAAUGUGCAGUAGAUUUCCCCCCCCCCCUUUUCAUCUCUGUCCCCUGUAUCAUGUGAUAGCUGCCAAUCAAUCACCCAGACUCACUGCACAUGCUCAGUAGGAGCUGGUGCCUCAGAACAAUUUCAUAAUGGAAUUAAAUUGGAAAGUUGUUUAGAAUUGCACAUUCUAUUUGAAUUAUGAAAGUUUAAUUUUGACUUUCAUGGCCCAUUCAGAUUGCUGUUGGGUAUGUAUGGGUUUCCUUAGUAAAGUUGAAGCCUUAAUCUUUCUGUGGCUAAAAUCAGCUGCUCAAAAUUAAAUCUUCCAUAAAAUGUUUGAGCAUAAGAAAAUGUGAAAUUUAUAUUCCCCCUUUUUUUUUUUUUUGUCUGCUUAUCCUUUAAACUGAAAAUUGUGCUUUUUCCCCACUUUCCUUCCCAGAGAGGCCUGGAAGCAUACUUAAGUAUGCUGUAUUUUAUUGGACUUAGCUCCAUUUUUCUAAUUGCUUACAUUUGUGCUCAAGAAUAUUUAUAUCUUGCCCUGUCUGAUCACAGCAAAGGACAUGAGAUAAACAUACUGAAGCAUUUCAAGGGAUAUGUUCGUGGACUGCUCUUAACAAAUCCUUGUUUAUUUUGAUAACAAGCCCUAGUUUUAAAUUCUUAGAAGAACCAAAAAACCAAAGGAUUCUGGGUAAGAUAUGCAAAUUAGGUUCACAUUGACGCACCUUUUUACUUAGUCUGCUCUAACCCUAGCUAAGCUUAUAAGCUGUGUGAACAGCGAUGCUUUGGCGUUAAGGGAAUCUGCUGAAAAGCAGUCUUGAAGUAAAAAGGUGUGUCGUGAACCUAAUUUGCAUAUCUUACCCAGUAUCCUUUGCUGCAUUGGAAACCAUGUAUUCCAGAGGUUUUCUGUGGGAAAAACAAGCCUUCUGGCCUGUCUAGAUUUGUUAAUGAACUACACAAGUUAUUUUCUAUAUUUUGUGCGUAGUGGAGGAUUUUAAACUUACCUUUUACCUCCCCCUAAUUUUAAACGUUGAUAUCUAUAUAUCUCAAAAGUUAAAUACCUUUUUUAAAGUGUACUUAAAUGGAUAUGACACCCAUUUUUUUUUCUUUCAUGAUUCAGAUAGAGCAUGCAGUUUUAAGCACCUUUCUAAUUUACUCUUAUUAAUUUUUCUCUUAUCUUUAUUUUAAAAAGCAGGAAUGUAUGCUUAGGAGCUGGCCCAUUUUUGGUUCAGCACCCUAGGUAGGGCUUGCUGAUUGGUUUCUAUAUUUAGCCACCAAUCAGCAAGUUCUACCUAAGCACUGAACCAAAGACUCCUAAGCUUUACAUUCCUGCGUUUUAAAAUAAAGAUACAAAGAGAACAAAGAAAAAGUGAUAAUAGGAGAAAAUUAGAAAGUUGCUUAAAAUUGCAUGCUCUAUCUGAAUCAUGAAAGAAAACAAAAUGUGGGUUUCAUAUCCCUUUAAUUGUUCGAAUAUCUGAGAAAGCUAUGUUUAAUUUAGACUUUAGUUUUUCAUUUCUGUCUCGGGCUGAUAAAUUUUAAUCUUUUGCCCUAUUUCAUGGUACAAAUAAAACUAGCUAGGUUUAUAACAUACCUGUACAAAUAUACUAUCUGGUAUGGUUUACAGAAAUACAUUGUUUGCAGAAUAUUACGUUAGAUUUGUUUUUAUGCACCCUUAAAGGGACACUAAACCCCAAUUAUGUUUUAUCUGCAAUCGCAAUAUUAACAUAUUUUCUAUUUUGUAACUUGCAUUGCGUAACAAAGAAGUACCAUACAUUCGCAAUCCAAUUUUGAAAAACCAAAUAUUUCCAAACCCAUCACCGGCUAUGAUUUCCCAUCCUCCAAUUUAAACUGAUAACUCAGGUUAUGAUAAUGGGGGAGUUUGCCGCUAUGCGCAUGCGCAAACUGCUCAAUUGUCAUACUCUACGUCAGUCACAUCAAUAGAGCAGACCGGCUGUAUCGAUGUUAGAGCUGAUGACUGCACUGCGAGAAUCUCCCUGAAAAUGAGCAUAAAUUCAAUCAUUAUUGAAAUUGACAUAACAUAGGAGGGGAUAUGCGUAAAUGUAUGGAUCGCAUGUGCAUGGUGACACUAUAGUAAAUUAAUUAUAUGCUAGAAAUCGCCAUCGGAUUGGAAAUGGAUUUCUAUAAUGCACGACCCAUUUUAGAGGGUUGUCUUGAACGUCAUAGCCGAAAAUGAUAGAUUAAUAUUAUAAUGCUUAGAAACAUCAUUUGAGUUUAAAAGUAGGUACUUUAUAAUAUAUGCACCUUUUUGUUUUUUGAAAUUUGUGUUCCCGGUGUACACUAUAAAAAACAAAGCUUUGGAAUCCUUUAAUUAAUGGACACUAAUUGUAGAUAUGCUGAUGGAAUGUUUCCUAUUGUAUAUUUUUGUAAGACAUUGUUUAUCAAUGUUACACCACUGUAUUUUAACAUGGUAGAAUUUUCUAUUUUUGGGGUAAUCGGAUUUCUAUAUUUUAAAGCAUGAAGUUUUAUGCUCGCUACGCUAAUUGCGCAACAGAAAUAGUGAGGCUGCUUCAUUCAACAGUAAGCAGUCUCACUGUUUCUGUUGCGCAAAUAGCGUAGCGAGUUGCACAUGCGCGGUUCAUCUUGCAGGUUCACAGCGUGCUGUGAUUAAUUUACAUGGUGCGCAUAGUGAGGCUCUGAUUGUCUGAAAGACCUGCCAGUCAAAAAUGCUUAAGAGAAAAUCGUUGAGAGAGGCUGCUUUAAAUCAGGUAACGGAACCUGACAAAAAUGUUCAUUAUUAAAAGUGGAUUUGACUUUGGAAUGCAAAAAGCAUAUCAAUAUGCUAGUUAGGACAAAAGCUUUCAUUAUAUGUGAUUUUAUGUUGGCUUAUUUACCAUCACUUUAACUUAAAAAAUCCUCCAUUUAUUUUUUUUAAUUACCAAGUAAAUAAAGCUUCCAUAAGCUAUUACAUGUGUGAAUGGGAAAUGUGUUGCAGUAUGUUACAAUAAAAAAGACGUUUUUUUUUUUUUUUUUUAAAGUUAUCUUUGUAUUAAUACAUUUUGUGGUACUGCUCUUUUUUUCAGAUAAUAAAGUACAUACACAAUGAUGGGUUAUAAGCCUAUACCUCAAUAAAUUAUGUUUAAAUACAA
This is a messenger RNA of Bombina bombina (fire-bellied toad), 5569 nucleotides long. It is a transcript of the gene C6H5orf15, whose product is annotated as chromosome 6 C5orf15 homolog. The transcript has 3 exons. Bases 37 to 957 code for a protein of 306 amino acids. The record is from RefSeq and is a predicted model, not a curated record. Lineage: Eukaryota; Metazoa; Chordata; Amphibia; Anura; Bombinatoridae.